Messenger RNA from Aspergillus nidulans FGSC A4, 1689 nucleotides. Its product is annotated as FAD-dependent oxidoreductase. Lineage: Eukaryota; Fungi; Ascomycota; Eurotiomycetes; Eurotiales; Aspergillaceae. Gene Ontology annotation, molecular function: flavin adenine dinucleotide binding; oxidoreductase activity; FAD binding. The coding region runs from base 1 to 1689 and encodes 562 amino acids. The record is from RefSeq and is a predicted model, not a curated record. The transcript has 2 exons.
AUGUUGGGACUUUCCACGGGACUCGCCCUCCUAACCAGCUUUAUUUCCCUUUUUCCCAUCAAUGGCGACUGCUCCUGUCGCUGCAUGCCAGGCGACGCCUGCUGGCCUGAUCGCGCCACAUGGUCGCGCUUCAACCAGUCUAUUGACGGUCGAUUGAUUGCAACCGUGCCGUUGGGGACUCCCUGCCACGGCUCUACCUACAACGAGGCCGUAUGUGAUGCGCUCCGCGCAGAAUGGACACUCCCAGAGCUCCAUUAUGGAACCUCUUCCUCGAUCAUGGCUCCGUUCUUCGCCAACAGUUCCUGCGAUCCCUUUCAUCCCGUUGAUAAGCCUUGCACACUAGACAACUAUAUCGUUUACGCAGUCAAUGUCAGCAAGCCCGAACAUAUCUCCAAGGCGAUUCAGUUCACAACGAAGUACAACAUUCGCACUGUAAUUCGAAACACUGGCCAUGACUACAAUGGCAAGUCGACCGGUGCCGGGGCCCUAGGAAUCUGGACGCACCACCUGAAAGAUAUCGAGGUCAAGGACUGGAAAGACUCGAAUUACAAAGGAAAGGCGAUCAAGCUAGGUGCGGGCGUACAAGGUCUUGAAGCAUAUGAAGCAACCGAUGCUCAGGGCCUCGAGGUUGUGGGUGGUGAGUGUCCAACGGUUGGUAUUGCCGGCGGAUAUACACAAGGAGGAGGACAUUCGGCGUUGGCUUCUGUGCAUGGCCUGGCCGCCGACCAGGUGCUCCAAUGGGAGGUGAUUGAUGGAAAGGGCAGAUUUAUCACUGCCACAAGAGAUAACGAGUACUCCGAUCUUUUCUGGGCGCUGAGUGGAGGAGGCGGUGGCACGUAUGGCGUAGUCUGGUCAAUGACGUCUAAGGCACAUCCAGGCACACCUGUUUCUGGACUGAACUUGACAUUCACCAAUGCAGGCAUCUCACAGGAUACAUUCUACGAUGCCGUUGGUCUCUAUCAUGCCACACUUCCAUCUCUAGUCGAUGCAGGGACCAUGAGUAUCUGGUAUUUCACCAAUACCAGUUUCUCUCUCACCCCCUUGACUGGGCCCAAUAUCCCCGUCGCCAAACUGAAACAGCUGCUGCAGCCUUUCACCGACGGCCUUACUGAUCUCGGCAUUACCUACAACCUCUAUGCAGAGCAGUUUCCCAGCUAUCUGGCCCAGUUCAACGGAAUGCAGGCUGCCAUCGAGGUCGGCAUCGCCCAGUACGGAGGUUGGCUGAUCCCACGGUCCGUGGUCAUUGAGAACAACGCAGCCCUCACUGACGGCUAUCGCCACAUCACCGAGUCCGGAGCCACUUUCAUUGGCGUCGGCCUCAACGUCUCCAAGGCAGUCUCCGGAGACGUUCACAACGCGGUCCUCCCCGCCUGGCGAGACGCCUUGAUUGACACGACCCUUACAACACCGUGGGAGUGGAACGCCGAUGAGGAGAUGCUCGCUCAGCAGCGCAAGAUGACCGAGGACUAUAUUCCGACAUUGAUGGCGCUGGCACCGGAUUCAGGGGCGUACAUGAAUGAGGGCGAUUUCCGCCAGCCGAACUGGAAGGAAGCAUUCUAUGGAUCAAAUUACGAUACCCUGCGGAAAGUCAAGGCCAAGUACGACCCGAAUGAUGUUUUUUAUGCCUCUAAGGCGGUUGGCUCGGAUGAGUGGACUAUAAGCGGCAAUGGGCGGUUGUGCAGAGCGUGA